CAUCCGUCUUCCAGCCAAUAGCAAACCGUCCCGCCUGAUAUUUUUUUUCCUGACGGUGUGAAGAAGGCGGCGUCGUGGGUCAUCUCCUCACUCUGCUCGUGUGAACACCAGCGCGUGAUUUGGCUCCCCGCCACUUCGGCUAUGUGCAGCACCGUCCUGCAUUACCGACCGCGCAAGCUGCAGGUUCUGGCGUCUACUACAGCCUUCGUAAUGUUCGCAAAUGCGCUGGCAUUGGCCGCUUCUUCUAAUAGCGACAUCCUCGCUCGCUGCGAGAGCCUCCAGAGCGACACAGCGGAACUUACAACUCCAACAAAUGAAAAUCUCCCCGCGGACGUGGCAGCCUCGCUGACCGCGCAUUCUGACGCUUCCUGGAGUGACCUGGACGACGCCACAAAGGUGGGACUGCUCUGGCUACAUGGCUACGUGUUCUCUGGCGGCACCAGCAAUGGUAACAAGGCCGGAGACGAUGUAGUCCAAGUCUACACUCGCUGCUCUACUGGAUCUACAACAGGCGUGGAGAUGUCGAGUAUUGGAGUCUCAUACGACGACUUCACUGCUCAGUGUGAGGCUGCACACUGUGGCACUUACUACCAAGCCACGAACGCCAAUUGUGUGGCCAAUGUGACUAGUUCUAUUCAAUGUGCAGUUGAUAAAGGGACUUCUAUGCUGCCUACAGCCAACGACGUAUCAUUCUGGUCUUCUGCAGAGUCCACCAGUACUAUUCCGUACCCUCAGGCUUAUCAACAUGAAGUCACAUUGACCGACACAACGGAGACAUUACAACUGUAUUCGGUCCACAUGCGGAAUGACGAUACCGGUGUGUCGUGUGGUAACACACUGGAUACGAUCGUCCCGUGCUUAAGACUGGAGGACGUUACGGUGUCUUCAGACUUCUGUAAACCGGCAGUGGAUGAAGCUACAGUGACGAACUUUUUAUCAUCAAUGAGGACAUUACAGGUCAGCAAACUGUCGGACGAGGACGUACCACCGGACAGUGAUAGCAACAUGCCAGUGAUCCUUGGUGCUGGUAUUGGUGGAGCUGUCCUUAUCAUUGUCAUUUUAGCCAUUUGCUGCUGUCGUAAGAAGAGAAGGCAGCAUACUGGGCAGCUAUCAGAGACUGCAGCUCUCGGCACGACACAUGAGCAGAGUCAAGCGAGUGCUACACGGUCAGGACUGGGUUUUAUUCCCCGCGUUAUCGGACGACGCGGCAAGAACAGCGACAACGACAGUGAGAGUUCGUCCAACGCUGCCACUAAUGUGAACGUACAGACUAAUCGAGGUCGACGGUCCUCGUGGUACACGUUCGGUAACGCUAGCAACCGCGAAUCAACAGCAUAUGGACGUCGGUCGUCUAUGGCUGGUACGUGGGUUGGAGCUGCAGCUGGAGGCAAAACAGUGAGCGAAUACUGCGAUGAAUCGGAGAUUUUGACAGAUUUUAUGCAAGACCCGGAGAUAUUCACAAAGCGCAUUGCCUUUGACGAGCUUACGUUCCUGCGUAUGUUGUCAAAAGGAGCGUAUGGUGAGGUGUGGCUGGGUCAACUGGAGACUCGACAUGUGGCUAUUAAACGUUUGUUACCGGAGAAAUGCCAGUUCACAGCCAGUUUGGAGCAAUUCGCCGGGGAGAUUCAACUAAUGUGCACUUUGCAACACCGUAACAUUGUCUCGUUCGUUGGUGUGAGCUGGAAUCGGCUGCAGAAUCUGUGUGCUGUGGUGGAAUAUAUGGAGGCAGGAGACUUGGAUGAAGUACUAAAGAAGAACCGAGACAAGUUCUCGUGGCAACGCGAGAAGAUCUCCAUCGCUAUGGACAUCGCAGAAGGGCUGGUAUACCUGCACUGCUUGCGUCCUGUGGUCGUACACCGCGAUCUCAAGUCUAAAAACGUUCUUUUGAACCGUAAAUUCCACGCCAAGUUGAGUGACUUCGGCGUAAGUCGCAAGACUCACGUGAACGAGACUAUGACGUCAGGAGUGGGGACUUUAUUGUGGACUGCGCCGGAGAUUAUCGAAGGCAAGAAAUACUCAGAAAAGGCAGACAUUUACUCGCUUGGUGUCGUGUUAUCAGAGAUGGAUACAUGUGAAGCUCCGUUCGCAGAUGUGACGUCGGAUAAAGGCGAACGAUUGCCAGGGAUGCAACUGGCUCAACUUGUGCGACUGGGGAAGAUUCGGGUGUCUCUACGUAAGGAUUGUCCGCCUAAUCUUCGUAAAUUGGUCAUGGAGUGUACGCAACUGGAUCCCGAUGCACGACCAAGUUCCAUGCAAGUGGCCUUCACUCUCAAGAGUAUUAUCGCCCCGACACUGCGGGUGUCAACGUCGACUGCUACGACAGCUUCUACGUCGUCUUCCAGUGGCUUCCCAUCCAGCGGAAGUUACUCUACGGCUAGCCAGGUGCUGCAAGGACCAUCGCCUAAAGUCAGAGGCAGUCGUAUUUAAUCACCGGUCUUGCUAGAUUUAUUUCUAUGUUGGCUCGUACAAAUGGCCCUGCCUGCUCGACAACAACGUCACGUCUCCAUUGCGUUCUUCACGUCUUACACUCUUGCUCUUCGAAGGCAUGACGCCGUAAUGAUAGAUCUUCAAUGUCCAUUUAGAUACAGCUCCGUAGUCCUCGUCAUUGCACCAAGUAGCCACAAUACAAACAUCGGUAGUGUCCUGCGUCCCACGUAACAUAACUUUCUCACAAGCCGGUCAGGUCGAUCGCGUAGUUGCUGAAGUCGCGAAUUUCUUGACCCAGUCAAGCGAAAACAACGAAAUGUAUUAACGCAUUGUAGGCGUCUACGUGAUGACAAUCCACGAAUCAGUAUCAAAGUACCCGUAAUAACUAUCCUCAAGUGAAGGGUAGAAUUGCGAUGAUAAAUAACGUUACUUCUCAAUAGCAUGUAAUCAAGUUGCCCCA
Molecule: messenger RNA, 2887 nt
Organism: Phytophthora nicotianae INRA-310
Lineage: Eukaryota; Oomycota; Peronosporomycetes; Peronosporales; Peronosporaceae
Product: TKL protein kinase
Exons: 1
Coding region: 142-2427 (761 amino acids)
Biological process (GO): protein phosphorylation
Molecular function (GO): ATP binding; protein kinase activity
Source: RefSeq, a predicted model, not a curated record